Harpegnathos saltator (Jerdon's jumping ant) is the source of this 9885-nucleotide messenger RNA. RefSeq lists its product as uncharacterized. Gene Ontology annotation, biological process: cell-cell junction organization; chromatin remodeling. Gene Ontology annotation, cellular component: apical junction complex; nucleoplasm; cytoplasm. The transcript has 10 exons. Bases 186 to 6824 code for a protein of 2212 amino acids. The record is from RefSeq and is a predicted model, not a curated record. NCBI's taxonomy places the organism in Eukaryota, Metazoa, Arthropoda, Insecta, Hymenoptera, Formicidae. Gene Ontology annotation, molecular function: chromatin binding; RNA binding; histone binding.
UCUCUCUCCUCUUUUUCUGUCUCGUCCGUCCCGGCCGGAAAGAAACGGCUUGGCUUCCGGUACGGCUCUCUCGAUAUGAGGGAGAGGCGGAAAGGGGGUUCACAGUUCGUCGGAGCGGUUAACGAUCGUCGGUGCCGGUGCUGGUGGACGCGAAGAGGCGUCAUCGCGAUCGGCGGCGCGUCGCGAUGAGCGGCAACGAUUCGAGCGUGACGGCGGCGCUCACGACGACGUCGGCGUCGGCGAGCGUCGCCGCUACCGAUGACGAGGAGGAAGAUCCAGCCUUGACCUCAGACUGCGAGUCCGCCGACAUGGAUCUGGUGAACGGGCCGAAUCCCUGGCUUCCGGCCUAUGGCUUCCAGCUGCAGCAUCACUCCCACUUCCAACCGACGCACUUGGAGGAUCUACGGGCUAAUGAUACGGUGUUGGUGCAACAAGUGGACUUCCUGGAGACUAUUCUCGAGGAGACGUCCGACGAUCUGCAGAGCGACUCCGAUCGCAGCGGGACGACUUACUGGCUGGGGUCUGACUCGGAGACCGAGAGUGUGAUCCACAUCAGGGCGAAGCAGAGAUCCGCGGAUGAACGCCUGGAUGGCAGCGGCAGCGAGUGCAACUCGGUGGUGCCUAAAAAGCGACGUCGCCGGGACCACCACGGCACCGAUCACCAGCAACACCAUCAGGUGACCUACGACGAGUUUCCAGCGUCGCCGAGGUCCUCCAGGUCCACCGCUUCCUCCAGGUCGAGCUCGUUGCUGCAGUUCGAGUCGCUGGAGAGGACUUGCGCCACCCUGUCGCCGUCCAGCUACAGCUUCGACUCGCUGGAAUACUCCAACAGGUCGAACACCUCGCAUCCAGAAAACGACUCGCCCGACAGCCUGGAACAGGACUACGACAGGCUGCUGCCGAACGGCUUCGCCAGCAACCUGUCGGGCCAUUUUCCCAGGAUCAGGCCUUAUCGUAGCUUCGAGAGCCUCGACACGUGUCAGAAGGACGAUAGCUUCGGUCAAGCUACCAUGUCGAAUGGUUUCGCACCUUUGUACCUGAAGAGGGGUGCCGACCUGUCGAACAUCGGCAGGAAUAGUCAGCGUCCAAGAGACUUCUGGCACGAGGACGAUUACGAGGACGAAGAAGACGACGACGAGGAGGAUGACGAGGACGAGUUCGAGGAGUGCGACCGGGGCGCGAAUGAGCCUCGAGUAACGAGCGACUUCGAGGACCGUCUGCUGCUGUUCGGUGAGUCCGGCAAGUACGCGACGUCCUUGGAUUACCGGAACACGAUAGACCUGCGGGAGAUCGGUGUGGAGACGAAGAGAGACACGCUUUUGGAGCUCAAGUCCGGGCAGAAGACCGCCAGGUUAAAUAUAGCCGUCGCUGGCGGCGGCUGUGGCAACGGCGGCGGCGGUGGCGGCACUGGUGCUGGUAGCGACGGCACAGAACACCAUCAUCAUCACCAUCAUCAUCAUCAUCAUCAUCAGCAUUCGCAGCAACAACAGCAGCAGCAGCAGCAGCAGCAGUUCCAACACCAACAUCAGCAACAGAACGACCAACACGAUCACCAUCAUCACCACCACCACCACCACCACCACCACCGCCGCCGCCGCCGCCAACAACAGCAGCAGUACCAAGGGUGGAGCGACGAGGAGCGCUUUAAUUUUAGAUUCACGGACAAGUCGCAGAGCGCGCCCAGUCUGCUCGACAACAUCGAGGAGUCAGCACGGCUGAACGGCUGCGCGGCUCGUCGCACCUCGAGGACGACCUCCUACGUGUCGACGUCGAGCCUUUUCGAGAAUUACACGCGGGUAGCGAGCGUGCCGGUGGACCUGAAUCUCUGCGGCGUCGUCGCCUGCGACGAACGUCGUGACGAGCAGAUGAACGGCCACGAAAUGGCGGAGACCGCGCCCGCCGAUCAAGAGAAGAACAGCGCGAAGGCUGCCGAGGAGGAGGAGGAGGAGGAGGAGGAGGAGGAGGAGGACGAGGACGAGGACGAGGACGAAGCGAGCGGCUCGAUGGAGAACAACGAGGCACCAGGAGGAGGAACGUCAUCGGGCAAGGUCACAUUGACCAGCUCGGUGAGGACUCAGCCGGCACAAAGCGCGCUCAUGGGCGACGGCGGUGCGGAGAUUCUUGAAGAGAAGAAGAGCAGCGAAGUGCGCUCGAAGGUUGCCGUCGAGUGCGUCGAGGACCACUGCGAACGGCAACCACGCAAGCAGCCCAAGACAACGUCGACCGUGAAGACACAGGAUCACGCCAAUUGCAUGCUGGACAUAACGAUGAUGACGGAGAACGACAUCGACGAGGCCAUCAAGCAGUUCAAGCGCGAGGUGGAGGAGGCCGCGGCCUCCGGAGUGGCGAACGCCGCCAUUUUGGCGAUGGAGACGAUCCAGCGGACACCGUCCGGGCGCGUGAGGAGCCGCAGAGUGAAGAACAACGCCAGCUACGAAUUGGCGCAGCAAUUCGAGGUGGACGAGCGGAAUUUUCAUAUUCGCGGCAAGGAGAACAGCGAUGAGGAGGCGAACCGAGUCGGUUCACCCGGCAAGAAACAUGUGUUGAACAACGCCAGCUACGAAUUGGCGCAGCAGUGCGACUACGUGAAAGCGAUGCAGAGCAACAGGGCCGCGUUUCAUCGAAUGGACGCCUGCGACGAGCUGGAGGAGGCGUCCUCAUCCGGCCGUUCUUCGGGUUUGAAGAUCGCCGACGUGAUGCGCCAGAUGGACUCCGGCAGCAACAUCAGCGAGAACUCGUACUAUAGGCCCGCGGAGAGCUACAACAAUGCAUCCUCCCGUACGAUCAGCGACCAGGACGACUCGCUCUUUGGUCAGAUAAAAAAAAACUCGGAUCCAUUUUCAGCCUGUGGCGAUGUUAGCGCGCGCUCGCGCCUGGUAGACGACGAGGUAGAUUACCCCUGCUUGGAAACCAAACCCAUAGGAGCGUCCUACUUGAAGGGAGUCGUCCUGCGAGAGAGGGUCGAGUCGGAGAAGAAUGUUCUUGAGAAUCCCGCGGUGGUACCCGCUGCGCACGAGGAGAACGAGCACCCCGUGAGCCGCGAAGGGGAGCCCGGAGAAGUCACGAUGGAGGAGAGUCUGAUCGGUGGUGAGUCUUGCCCGGAGCGAGCGGCGCAGCUACCUCGUCACCAAGAGGACGAGAGCGAGGAGCGUCGACAGCGGGAGGAGUCGCGGAACAAGCAGUCGGACGAUCCUCGCGAGGAACGUUCCCCGAGUCCUGGUUCGAGCGGUCGAAGUGCCGGCGAACGUCUGUGGAGGGUCGUGAUCGAGAAACAAGCGGCGAGGCAGCAGGAGGUAGAGGAGCACGAGCGAGAGGAGGGAGCGAGGGACGGGGUGGAGGUGGUGGAAAAGAAGGAAGAGGAGGUGGAGAAAGAGGGACACAGUGUUCACGGUGUUGGCUCGUCCCCACCCGGCGGCCGAACGAGACUUGGCGAACGUAGUGGGAAACCGACGGUGGCCGUGGCAGUUGAUACGAAUCAUCGUGGUGAUCGCGACAAACGUCACGAGGAGCGCGCGUCGAGCAACGAGGACGCGGCCGUAAUCGCGAAGCGGCCGUUCGUCGUCGCUACCCCGAAGAAGAAGGAGCACAACAAGUACGAGGCCACCGCUUCAUCCUCGUCUUCGUUACCGUCGUUACCGUUAUCGUUGCUGUCGUCAUCCUCGUCCGGGGCCAUGAAGAGCGAGGAGAGGAAGAAGGGCGGCCUGGGUGGCUUCCUACAGAGGUUCUCCAAGCUGCGAUUCAGCGGCAGGACGAAGGUUCCGCGUUCGGAAGCGCAGAAGAAAAUCACCGAGCCGAGGGCGAGCGAAGAGCAGCAGCCGGCCGCGACGACCAAGAAGAAGGAGCCGGACUACAUCAUCAUACCAUUGCACCCACCCGAGGAGGAGAGGAGACGCCAGGAGGUGGUUACUUUCGAGGAAGCCGCCAGGAGGAACAACGUGGACAUUCAGAGAAGCGCGUCCAGCGUCAGCAGUAACGGGAGGGCGCCAGUGUCCAGCAAACCACCCCUGCCGCCGCAGCCGCCGCGCGUCGCCGCACUGAGCACGCGGGCGUCGGCGUCGACAGCGUCGGCGUCGGCGUCGGCGUCGGCGUCGCGCCGACGCGCCGCCACGGACCUUGGCAACCCGGCGGCGAUCGAGAUGGCGAAGGCGCGCGCGAUGCAGGCCGCCCAGGAGCGCCCGGUCGGCCUGCUGGAGACCGACCUCGACGAGGCCGUGAUCAACACGAACUACGGGAACAGGACGACAACGACGACGACGACGACGACGACGGCGUCGUUGACGCGCGCCGGUCAAACCGCCGCCGCCGCCGCUGCUGCUGCCGCCGCCGCCGCUGCCGCUGCCGCCGCCACCACCGCCGGCAAGAAGACCCGCAGCCUGCUCGACCUCAACCACACCUCGGCGGCGCCGCGGCCGCGGCCAGAGCACGCCCUCCACGUACCCCAGUCGCCCGUCGGCGCUUCGCACAGGAGCCCCCGCGACGACGCCGCCGCGUCCGCCAUCCACCAGCGGCCCCACAAGUCCAUGGAGUUCCUCCUCGACAAGGAGAACCUACAUUUCGUCAAGCCGCCGGAGAAUGAGCUGCAGAAGGUGGGCGAGCGCGUGCCAAGCGAGCACGAACUCCGCGUGCAGCGGUCGCUGCAGCGGCUGAACGUGCCUGACUGGUACAAGAAUUCGCCGGCAGCCCGCGACGGCUUCCGACUGAAGAGACACUCGGACGCGUCGCAGCACGGAGGGUGGCGCGCCCUCGGCUCCAAGACCACCUCCCUGUCGUCCCUCUCGUCGUCUUCCAACCGACAGCCGACCACAGGUGCCCUUCUGAGUCCCAGUCCCACGCCUCCCGUGUUCUCGAGAUGGAGUACCAGCUUGCUCAACAGCGCCGGCAGUUCGCCAGCGAGUUCGGCCAGGUCGUCCUUCAACCACCGACAGCCCUACUUGGGCUGGCGUUCUCAGGAACGACUGACCAACCCGCGCACGCCGGCGGAACGUCUCGCUCAGGGUAUACUUCCUCAGCUGCAGGCCGCAAACAAGCAACAGCAGCAGCAGCAACAUCAGCAGCAGCAGACAACGAAUCAGCAGCUGGAGGUGCGGAACUCGAUAAAGGAGGUGACCUCGGCCAUCGUGCACUACGUGCAGAGCGGCCAAGAGGUCGGCGGCGGCGGCGGCGGCAGACUCUCGCCUCGACCUCGACCUGAAGAUUGGGACGACAGGGGCGGAGCGAGGUCGACCAGCCCCCGAGGAUCGGGCCAGAGCGAUACGGACGAGGCGAUGGCGACGGCAGCUCUUCUGCGGAACAAACCGAGUCCGGGUUCCACGACCCUGGAGGACGUACUUGACUCCCUCCUGGGGCUGCCACCCGCGUCGCGUACUCCGAGUCCUGGCCCAGGACCCGUCGUGACCGCUACGUCCAUCCGCCAUCGUACGAACGUCAGCCAGGCGAAAGCCGGGAAGAGCUGCAGCGACCUACGCCAAGACCUCCAAGAGUCCGCUAGGAGCGUGAUGGACGUGCAGGCGGCGGUCGAGGAGCGCACCUUCUACUCCGGCGAGCUGGUGAGGCGGAAGAGCGAGGGUAGCGAUACCUUACCCUCUCGACCAUCGGCAUCGUCGUUGAUGCCGCGCGGCGGCGGCGGCGGCGGCGGCGGCGGCGGCGGCGGCGGUAGCGUCCAACGUCACCGCAGGGUCUCCUUCGACAACGCGCAGGACUCGACGAACGGCGGCAGCUCGGCGGACAAGGUGGUGCGCUGCCGCAACAACAAGUGCGGCAACUCCACGACGCUGGCGGAGGCGCGCAGGACCUACAAGAGCUGCCACAACUGCACCUGCCUGUACUGCUCGCGCGAGUGCCGGCGGGCGCACUGGCAACGUCACCGCAGGACUUGCCUGCACUCGCGCGCCGGCAGCCUCUGCCGGCAGGUAUUGUCCUCGGCGAAGGAGGACCCAGCUACGCUCAAGCACAUCUCCGCGCUCGCCCGGCGCGGCCACGCCGCUCAGGGUCGCGGCGCGGUCAAAUGCUUCUUCUCGAGCCCGGAAGCGGCGGAGCGCUUCGUCGGUAACGGCUUCGCCGACCUCGGCGAGCCCACCUACGUGCGCUGGUCGGACCUGCUGCCGGGCGAGAUGGGCGCCGAGCUCUACGCCGAGCUGAUGCGCCUCUGCAAGACGUACAAUCCUGAGGCGCGGUUGGUGCUCUACGUGGCGGUGUGCGUGGUGAGCGAGGUGCCGACCAGCGGCGCCGUCAGGUGGGAGCGCCAGCUAGUGUCCAGGUGCGCGAAGAUCCGCUUGGACGGUGCGGCUAAACAGCACGCCUCCUCGUCGUCGACGUCGCCGCAGGCUAGACGACAACUGCAGCUGCAGCAGCAGCAGCAGCAGCAGCAGCAGCAGCAGCAGCAGCAGCAGCAACAACAGCAGCAGCAGCAGCAGCAGCAGCAGCAGCAGCAACAACAACAGCAGCAGCCGCCUGCGUCGCCGUGCAACAUCACCCGGGAGAUGGACUCGCCCGAGACUCUGGUGCUGACCUCGUUGCCGGGCAACAACGGGCAGAACACGCCGCGGAAGGCGCGGGAGAUCAGCUUCACCAACAUCCAGCGGCAGCUGAGGUUGCGCGGGGUGUCCUUGAGGCGGCACUUCCCCCAAGUGUACCGGAAGCUCUGCUCCUACGUGGACGGCUCGGUCGACAAGUUCGCGCCGGUUACCAUCUAUCCGAAGGAUCAAGCCUCCGGCAAGAGCUUCAUGUGCAUCAUCAUGUUGGACGCGGAACCCGAGCGCCUGCAGCUCUUGCCGACCGACUCGUCCCGGGUGAGGACGGUGGACAUCAGCGUGGAGCAGGAGUGAAGAGACGACGGGGGAGAGGCGUCAGGGUCGUGUCGGAGCUUGUCCAAGUGACACGUCGCUCAGGAUUUUCCUCAGGUUCUCGGGCAAGGGGAUGCGGCCGUCGCGACUCGGACUGUUUGUUGCGCACGACGGCGACUGGGGGGAGUGGGAGUUGGGCUGACGCGAAGGUCCAAAGGGCGUACUCGCGAGUUUCGACCGCGUCUCUUUUCAUCGCUUUUCUCGCGGUUUUAUUCCAGAGGGAUUAUUAGGCAACUUUAUCGUUCUUGUUGAAGGACGCAACAAGCGCUCUAUCGCGGCUCGUUGCUUCUUGAGCGGAAACAGAACGGCGGAACGAGUUAUUCUUCAGGGUGGGCAACGCCAGUUGGUCUCUUCAAUGGAUAACGAGCGACGGUGACGAGUUGCUUCUUCGAGCGACUUCCUGUCGGGUUCACGCCGGGGAUCGUCCUCGGGGGGACACGCGAAAGAAAGACUGAAUUCGGCCACGUCGCUGCGAAAUAGUGAAACCGGCUCCUGCGCGCCCGCGCUUGUACAAAGAUAACUUUGUUAAUCUUUAUUCAUUCUUGUAAAGACACGCGCUGUUUGUCUGUCUGGCUGCCUGCCUGGCUCUCUCUCUCUCUCUCUCUCUCUCUCUCUCUCUCUCUCUUUCUCUCUAUCUUUCUAUCUGUCUAUUUGUCUGUCUCUUUCUCUUUCUCUACAAACGGAGGAAAUGGAUUUUCUGGAACUCGUAAACCGGUCGAACUCCUUCGAGACGUCCUUCGGACCUUCGCGCCGCUCGGGAAGGAUUGGGUUCAGUCGACGAGAGUCCCAGGUAGAUAUAAAAGAGCGCGGCAUCUGAUGCCGGCUCCAGGGACGUGUGAUUUCACACAUACACACAUACACUCACACACAAAGACUGUUUCUAUCUCUCCUUGUGGAGAAAAAAAAGAAAGAAAGAAAGGAAGAAAACGGAGAAAACAAAUCGGACGCGAAGAACGAAGUGCUCGUGCGCACGCACUUUCUUUUCUGCGGCAUUCUUACGUAAUAUCCGCGACGAAGCAUCAUCAAUCAAUCAAGCAACCUUCUGUCGUUUCGAAAGUCCUCGAUUUGAUCGUUGCUGUAUGAAAUGUUUAUUGAUCGUUCGCCGAGGCUCUCGUCGAGGAGAUCCUCGUCGAUCGUCCGGCCCUUUCGCUCUGGCGCGCGCGGUAUUUUCUCUCCGCAAGGGUUUCGAUUUUCAUUAAGACGUCUCAUUAGCGCGGAAAGUCGAUAUAAUUCAAAGUUUGACAGUUGAGAAUUGAUUCGUUUGCUGUUUCGCAAAAAAAAAAAAAAAGAAAAAAAAAAGAAUACGGCACAAAUCAUUUCGGACGCGUGUGAGAAAUCAGGCCGUCGUCGGCUGUUCGUCUGUUUGUCAGACAAUCAAACUCCUCAGCUUUGAAAAUAACGAGACGACGAUCCCGAUUGAAUAUCAGCCGUUGAUCCUCCGCCGGCUGCGGUUCCUCGCCGGCGCAGCGGAAAGGCCACGGACGGCCGGGGAGGUCCUCCUUCUCGGCGGACGGAACGGAAAGUAACACUUAGAGUAUGUUGUUGUCUCUUCGUUCAACUUUGCAUCGUUUAAAUUUUAUCGUAUAUAUUAUAUGUGUGAGAACGCGAGAGAUGUCUCUCGGACACGGAGAAUACACGGAGAAUACACACUCACGAUUAACACGCUCGCGCUGCAGAGUUUCGCUCGGCCGCCGCCGACCGAUCGGGCGGGGGGCUCCGGAGGUAGGAGGAGGCGAAGCAGAGGACGAACGGAAAGGAAGAGGAGGAAACAAUCGCGAUUCCGGGCGAGCGCUCUUCGCGCUUUCCUCCGGAGGUCCGUUUCCGCGCGAGCGCGCUCGUUCGUCGCGAGGAGAAUUCUCCCCGCCUUACUUCGCGGCUCGCGGCUGUCGUUCUCAUUGUCUCGGCUCGAUUCUACCGAGCUUUGCUGCUGAUCUUGGGGUUCCCUCCUCGCGUCUGGAAUUUGUCGCGGGCGCAGCGAACGGGCAGGACGCGAAUUGUGGGAGAUCCGCGUCGCGAGUAUUAUCAUACACCUCCAUGACAUCGUGCCAAAUGAGAGAAGGGCGUGAUAACGGGAGGGCGUGGGGGGGGGGGGGUGCGAUCCGCCGCGUUUCAGGUGGGCCUCGCCGUGGGCCUGCGGCCAGGCCCAGGUGGGACGGAAGGUGACGAUAACGUCGAAGCGACUCGCGCUUUUCGGUCAUCAUUCCGUCGUCUUGACUUUGCGUUCUACCUGGGGGCGAAGAUUCUGUCCGUGCUUGACACGAGGACAAACGUGUCGCCGAGGAAGAGACGACUCUCUCGGUCGCGUGAGACCUAGCGAGGGAGCUCGCUGCCGCACCUGAACGCUGCGACUCGCGGGGGAAGGAAGAAAGUAAAUGAAAAAGAAACACAAUAUCGCGGGAUGUCGCGUCGCUUUCGGAUGUGAUCUCAGGAUUGUAGCCUCGGGGGAGGGGAGGGGGGGAACGUGACCCGCGCGUGAUUCUCUCGGCUGAAACGCGGAUGAAAGGCUUCUGCGUGGGGGGGGGAUCAACGAAGCGCCAAUUUAAUAUAGUAAGGGUAGUUUUAACUCGCGCGAGCUGCAUCACGAACCGACGCGGAAAGGCUGAUCUCUCUCUCUCUCUCUCUCUCUCUCUCUGACAAAAAAGGAUAAGGAAAACAAACAAAAGGAAAGCAAGGAGAAGAAGGAAAGCGAUCGGUAACAGUGCCAACUGAAUAACGUCUCGAAGACUCGCGGAAAUUUCGCCGCGCGCACUCGCGAACCGAUUCACCGAGCGACGACUAAUUAUUAAUUAUUACUUAACCAUUCGGCGAGUGAAUUGUGCGAUUUUACGGACACUGCAAGCGCUUAGAGAGAUCCGUUGUCGCAUCUGUAUAAAUAAUAUAUAAUUGAGAAAGGAGCACACAUGUACGCGCGAUAAUUAUAAUUUCGACGCUCGCUUCUCCUCACAGAUAUCUAAAUUGCCUGUGACUGUUACAUAAUGAGAAAUUAUAUUCGAAUUAUUUAUAAUUAUUAUACGAUAAUAAAAGUCUCUUGAAGUUCAGCGGA